Messenger RNA from Ostreobium quekettii, 1359 nucleotides. NCBI's taxonomy places the organism in Eukaryota, Viridiplantae, Chlorophyta, Ulvophyceae, Bryopsidales, Ostreobiaceae. The record is from the annotation of a GenBank genome assembly.
AUGAACGCGCGCCCCACCCUCUCCGCAAGAAACACCCCCAUGGCGCACGCGUCCAGCCACCUGCGCCCACUCCUUCGACCCGUCCUCCCGUCCCUGGCGACCCUUCUCCUGGCCACCGCACUCCUCUCCUGCCUCUCUUCCUCGCCCGCGGCAAUCACCACUCCAUCCCGGCGUCCGCUCCAAUCCUCAUCAGCCUCCCCCCUGAGGCUGAACCAGCUGCAGCUGCUGGCCACCCACAACAGCUACAAGUUGGCGCCCUCUCCGGAGCUGCGGGACUACCUCGCGUCCCUCCUUCCCGCCGACGUGCCGGCCGCCCUCGACUACGCCCACCCCGACCUCACCGAUCAGCUCGAAAACUUCGGUGUCAGGGCCUUCGAAUUGGACGUCUAUGCCAAUCCAGAUGGCGGGAGGUUCGCGCAGAGGGCGGGGCCCAAGCUGGCCGGGAUCAACGGCACGUCGCCGGACGGGGAGAUGUGGGUGCCCGGCUGGAAGGUGAUGCACACCCAGGACGUCGAUUUCGAGACCGUGGCGCUGACGCUGAAGGAGGCAUUGGGGGAGAUGAGGGCGUGGUCGGAGAGGAGGGGGGCCCACGUGCCGGUGAUCGUGUGGGUGGAGCCGAAGCGCGACCAGCUGCCCGAGGGCCUGGUGCGGCUGGGCAACGCCCUGCUCGCGGCGUCGGAAGCUGCGGGUCCGGAUACCUUCGCCGAGGUCCUCGACAUCAACGCCACGCUGCUGCUGGAUCUGGAGAGCGAGGUGCUGAACGCCUUCACACGCGACCAGCUGCUCCUGCCAGGCGACUUGCUGACCAGCGACAAUACGCCAUUAGCCCAGGCCGUCCUCCCUGACAGAUGGCCCCUCCUCGACGACGUGCGCGGCAAAUUCGUGUUCGUAUUGGACCCGGCCGUGAGGGACAUCUACCUCAAUGCGCGUCCCGCCCUGUCCGGUGCCGUUUUCUUCACGUCAGCGAGAGCUGAAAGCGGCCACGAGGGCAUGACCGACGCCAUUUUUGUAGCGGCGGCGGAGGGCCCUUUCAAGCACCAGGUGGAGAGGAAGGAGAGGGAGGACGUGUUGAAGAACGUGGCUGCGGCGGAGAUUUCCGCCGCUGUGGGGAAGGGCUACUUUGUCCGCACGCAGGUGGACAACAUGGGCGUCCUCACUAUCGCCGAGGCGAGGCAGAACGACACGUUCAGGAGGGACGCCUUCAUUGCUGCAGGCGCACAUGCCAUCAGGACAGAUUUUUUGCGCCCCAGCGACCUGUUCCCCUCCACGUACUCCGUGCCUGCCGUGGCCUGUGGUCGCUCCCCGUGCUGCAAUCCCGUGAACGCGGGCGGUCACGAGGGUUGCCAAAUGCUGGAAUAG